Molecule: messenger RNA, 2472 nt
Organism: Triplophysa rosa
Lineage: Eukaryota; Metazoa; Chordata; Actinopteri; Cypriniformes; Nemacheilidae
Gene: cfap20dc
Product: CFAP20 domain containing
Exons: 16
Coding region: 35-2152 (705 amino acids)
Source: RefSeq, a predicted model, not a curated record
AAACGUGAUUUUUACCCGUGAGACGUUAGGAAGCAUGUUCAGAAACGAUUAUCAGGGUGGACCCAUUGUUGAUAUCUUCAGUGCUCAAGGACAAGAUCCUGUGGCUAAAUGGAAACUAUUUGGCAGGAAACCUUCAAUAACCAAAGUGUUUGACAAAGAAGUAAAGGGUUUUGUAUACAGUCUUGAUGGAAGCAGUCAAACACACAAAAUGCAGUUACCAAAAGAUGGCAAGAUGGCACUUGGAUUGAUUCAAAGGUUCCUCAUUCUACAGGUCAAUGUUCCAUUGGGAAAAGACUUCUCUGCUGAAUUUCUAGUGACAGAUGAAGAACAUCUCAAGAGAAGACUCUACUUGUCUACUGUACACAGAGAACUCUCAGCGACCCCUCUGCAUGCGAGAAUACCUCUAACCUGCCUGAGACGCAAUAUUUGGUGUAAUGUGUGUAUUGAUCUGGACUCGCUCUCCGCUGAGAUAUUCAGAGGGACGCGCUUCCUGUCUUUGGAUGGGAUCGUCAUCUCCGCCUGCUGUAAGCUACGCCGCAUCUUCACGAUGAAAAAUGAACCUGAGGACUCCAUGGAUAGAGAAGAGGUUCCCAGAAGUUGUCAGUUUCCCGGUGAAGUCCAGCAUAUUAUCCAACUGGUGAACAUGAAAACAUUGGGACAUAUUGAUCUGAAGGCUGCGAACUUAGAUUCAGAGGAGACAGGCGCUGUCAAGGCAACCAUCACACGGGGACCAACACCCCGGGACUCCUCCCAUAUUGCGUUCGGGUCAAAGGUCAUUGGACCUCCUCCGCUCACUGCGAGGAAGAGCAACACAUCUGCAAACAAGAAAGCAGACAGAUCGAAGUCUGAACUGAGCCUCAACAUAUCAGCAGAUAAAUGUAGAAAUGAAAAUAUACAACCACGACCGCCACUUGAAAAGCCAUCAGCCGAGAGAACAAGCUCCAGAAGAGCACAGCGAAUUCACAAUGUAGAGAGAGAAAAAUUAAACACAGACAGUGUUUCUACUAUGGAUACAUCUGGGUCAGUUCUCCAGCGUCCGUGCGCUUCUCCACCUCCUGCGUGUGCACAGAGUACAGAUGAUGCUGACCUUUGUGACACAGAAACUGAGCUUUCUCUCAGCGAUGAGGAAUAUGAAGAGGAAGUCUUCACUUUCUCCUCGUGCCCUCACUCAGCCAGACGGAAUCAGGCUAGCAGCAACCCUGUUGAGGAUGUGACCUUUGGCCUUAAAGGUCACAAGCCGGUGUCAGGAGGAGAGCGCAAAGAUGCGCGCCUCGAGGAUGAUUUUGUCGGCAGUGAGAGUGAGGAGGAUGAAAUGCACAUCGAGUUCCUCAUCCAUAGAAACGCAGUCCAUUCUGUUACUGCUCCACCAUCACCUCCCAUACAAAAGCACACAUUCCUACCCAAGUUUUCGCCUGAGCCGGUUACGACCUCAACACACCGUGUCUCUAAAGGCCCUAGAAGGACUGAAGCUGUGCGUAUAGCACCAACCCGUUGCCUCUCACCUAGCAACUCCAGAUACCUGAACAGACCGGACCGCUCCAGAGCUGGUAGAACAUUGCCUGAUGGAGACACCAGUAUAUCUAUUAAGAGAGCAUCUGUUCGAGAGAUUUCAGUUGAGAAUUCUGGUCUUCAAAUCGUGAGCGUCGAUGAGAGGGUUCGACCUUUGGGCUCCAGCAGGUGUGAUCUGAGAAGAAGUGAAAAGAGCGAAGAGGAGGAGGAGGAAGAUGAGCUACAAAUGUUGGCCACUUUGAAGAGAGAACAGGAGGAGGAGCAAAACAGCGACACGGGCGGUCCAGGUCUUACUGCAUCACAGGUUCACCAUUGUAACAUCAGUCUGAGUGCUAGCAGUGAUGACACCUCAACCUGGACUCAGUGUAUUCCGCUGCCAGUUGAACAGGGCCAACACUACCAGAAAGAAAUGAUGCCUCUUCUUCACUCCAAUCCAAGAGAAUGGAUGGAUGUCAUUAGCCCUCCGAUUGUUCAUCCAAAUCAACAGAUGGCAGGUGGCAAAGGAGACCACAGCAAGGUGUCAACAAGAGGGUCUAAGUUACACAACAACAGUGGAGAGGAAGAGUUUCUCAAUUUGAUGUAUGAUCCCUGCCUCAAUUGCUAUUUUGAUCCACAGUCUGGGAAAUAUUACGAGUUGCUCUGAUUUUAAAUGAACUAGAUCAACAGAUGUACAGGAGAUUAAUAUAUAGAAUUUAAAAUGUACAGUUAUUUGAAUUGUUUGUAAUAUGAAAUUAAAUCAAAGCAGUUUGUUCACAUAAAUGUGCUCUACAGUUGAAUAAGUUAUUAGAUUAGAAAAAUAUGAUAUCAUAACUGAAAGAACUAUAUUGCUGAAUGUGUUUUUCUUUCAAACUCCAACUAAAUAAUAAUAUUAUUUAAAGUGCUUUACAGUAUAUAGGCCUAACUAUUUAACUUUACAAUGAUUUUGAUGGGAAUUUGAUGUGUCAAGUGAAUUUGUCAUAUGAC